AGUGUAAGCAGUGGUGUAAGUAAACGAAAAUGGUGGUCGACAUGGAGUUACAGGAAGCAAAGGAUUAUGUCCUCCAACUUAUGAAAGAUAAAGAUAAAAUUGAAUCAGAUUUGAAGGAUUUGAAAGAAAUUUUAGAUUCUAAUCAUGUCGGCAUGGAUGAUCAACUGGUGGACUCUGAAGGGUAUCCACGAACCGAUAUUGAUGUUUACCAAGUCAGACAUACGAGGCAUAAGAUAAUAUGUCUCAGAAAUGAUCAUAAAGCCUUGAUGAGAAAAAUAGAAGAGGGUUUGCACAAAGUGCAUCGUCUGGCAGGAAAUCAAGUGGAAAGUUAUUCUACUCCAAGUACAAGUUACAUUCAAGAAUGCGCAUCAACUGAACCUUUCCUGAGAGUAAACCUGGUAUCUGCAGGUUCUCCAGCAGAGAUGGCGGGAAUUCAAGUUGAAGACCUGAUAAUAGAAUUUGGUUCUAUCGAUUGUCGAAAUUUUAGAUCAUUAAAAGAUAUUGGUACCUUGGUACAAAACAGCAGAUAUAAAACAAUCAAUGUGAAAAUUAAACGUGGAUCUAAUAUUAUAGUCUUGGCUUUAAUUCCGCGUCCUUGGGUUGGUAACGGCCUUUUAGGCUGCAAUGUAAUACCCAUAGAGACAGUUGAAAGAUAAAGUAUUUGUAAUUAUAAAUUUUUUGUGUAUACGUUAAAUAAUAAAAGAAUAUUUAUAUAUUAUAUAAAUAA
Molecule: messenger RNA, 727 nt
Organism: Osmia bicornis bicornis
Lineage: Eukaryota; Metazoa; Arthropoda; Insecta; Hymenoptera; Megachilidae
Product: 26S proteasome non-ATPase regulatory subunit 9
Exons: 4
Coding region: 30-656 (208 amino acids)
Biological process (GO): proteasome regulatory particle assembly
Cellular component (GO): cytoplasm; nucleus
Molecular function (GO): protein binding
Source: RefSeq, a predicted model, not a curated record